UUGCGAACAAAAGUGCCGCAAACAGUUCAAAAAAUAAUUAACAAAAAAACAAAAAAUAAACUUUGAGCAAAACAAUAACAAAACAUAUACAUACAUAUAUUGGAAACGCAUUACAGGAACAUUUAUGUGCCACUCGAAUCUUCAACAAAAACGAAAUUUAAAAGGACUCUCUACUACCGGAAAGCAAAUGUUCGAUUUUUCCAUGUUACGACUUUCCUAUGGAUCAACUUCAGUAUUGUUAUCCAAACAUCAUUGGACGAAUAUAAAAACCUGUUUGACAUACAGAACUGCUUAAACUAAAUUAAAAUGACCACGACGUCACCGAAAUCGUCGUUAUCGAAACUCGGUUUACAUUCAAAACAAAAAUCCUUGAAAGUAAUGGUACUGGGUCAGAGUGGUGUUGGAAAAACCGCAUUGGUGGUGCGUUUUAUUACACGUCGAUUUAUUGGAGAAUAUGACAACACUGAGAAAAUGUAUACAUAUAAUACCAUGUUGGACAAUGAACUGGUACAAUUCGAUAUUUUAGACGCAGCAGGACAGCCUAGUAUCGAUAUAGACUGUAUAGCCUUGGAAUCAAAUAUACGUUGGGCUGAUGCCUUUAUUCUCAUCUAUUCCGUAACAGACAAGUGCAGUUUCGAUGAAUGCAAUCGUCUUAAGUUUUUAAUAAACUACAACAAAAGACGACGUAAAUUGGGUUCGAACAGUAAGGACACACUGUCAGACGUACCUGUUAUUUUAGUGGGCAACAAAAAUGAUCAAAAUGGUGCAGAUCGCAUGGUUACAUUGGAGGAAGGUCAGCGCAGAUUUCGUGAACUCACAUGCGCAUGUUUUCAUGAGAUUUCGGUUAGAGAAAGUGUGGAUCAGGUACAAUCGGUGUUUCGUGAUGUAUUUCGGUUUUGGCGCGUUUUUAGUAAAUUUCCGAAGCUGAAGCGUUCAACAAGUGAUGUACAAAACUCUACGGAUUUUACUUUAAGUCCAGAUGCCUGUUGUUCAUAUUAUGAUGCGGCUUCACUAGGAGCUGAAGCUCGACGCUCCUUCUUUGUUAUAAGUAACGCGUGUUUGGAUGAAAGAGAUCACACAGAAUCGAAUGACGCCAUCGGAUCUAAUAACUUGUGCAAUGAUAUAGUUGCAUCACCCUUUCGUAGUCGGGCGUCUACAGAUGGUACAUUAUUGUCCCGCCCGCGCCGUUGGCGUUACCCGCCUCCCGGCUGCUUAUUGCCACACACAAAUCGUGUGGAGAGACGUAUGAGUAUCUCGACUCGCGGUAGCAAUGCCAGUUACUAAUACAAGCUAAUGUACUGCAUUCUAUCGUAAAGAACAGAUAAUGGUGUACGCAUAAAUUUUGUAUCUUGCCGGGUUUUAACUUUUGUUUUAUUAACAUUUUACCCAAUAAAUCAGAGAAAUCUUAA
Teleopsis dalmanni is the source of this 1409-nucleotide messenger RNA. Its product is annotated as ras-related and estrogen-regulated growth inhibitor. NCBI's taxonomy places the organism in Eukaryota, Metazoa, Arthropoda, Insecta, Diptera, Diopsidae. Bases 307 to 1284 code for a protein of 325 amino acids. Gene Ontology annotation, molecular function: GTP binding; GTPase activity. The record is from RefSeq and is a predicted model, not a curated record. The transcript is spliced from 7 exons.